AUGUCAGCUUCGACUAAUAAACAACCAAUAUCAACCUCAAUACGAGUAUAUCCGUUACGGUUAACACCUAAUAAGGAUGUUCUAACAAGUAUACGAACAUUGAUGAAUGAAGCUAAUCUUCGAUCGGUGUUUAUAAUGACGUGUGUGGGAAGUGUAAAAGCAAUUCUUUUACGAUUGGCAAAUACAACGGAUACAAUAGAAUUGAAAACACCACAUGAAAUUGUUAGUUUAGUUGGAACAAUUGAUAGUGAUGGUCAACAUAUACAUGGAUCAUUUUCAGAUGGAAAAGGAAAUGUUGUAGGUGGUCAUGUUUUAGAUGGUAAUCCAAUGACUGUGUAUACUACUGUUGAAAUUAUGUUGGCAGAGUGUGAGGAUAUACAUGUUAAAAUGACAUCCACAGCAAAUGUUCCUACACCCACUAACGAUCCUGGAUCGUUUUCUUCACUUCGUUCAACAAAUGAUCGUGACACACCUAGUCAACAUUUCGAAUUUGAUUCUACACCACCAAUUCAUUCAACUCAUCGUCAGAUGUUAAAUCAUUCUCAAAAUACACAAUUAUCAUCAUCAGCAUCAUCUCCAAGUGUUAUGCGUAAUCCUUCACCACCACCUGUCGAUAAUCUUAGUCGAGCAGAUAUGGUUGGUGAUGAAAUGUAUUCAAAAUCAUGGUUUUGUCAAGUCUUACUAAAAUUAAUACAAUUUGUUGCUCCUGAACAACUCCAUGAUGAAAAUUUUACGCGAAUUCGUCAACAAGGUGAUGAUUUUUUAUCAACAAAUUCUAAUAAGAAACAAGAAUUAGAUGAAACAUUUGAAUCAGAAUUAUGUGAAUUAUGGGAUGUUAGCAUGAGUGCUGAUGUUGCACAUUUAUUAAUUGAAUUUAAUUCACUUGAUUUAUUUAAUGUUGUUCUUGUUGAAUGUAAAGACAAGCGUUGUACUGAAAUUGUACUUGGUAUUUUAUCAAAUAUGGCAUGUUGUAAACGAAAUCUUUCAGAAGACAAUCAAACAAAAAGUGUUGCUCUAUGUAUAAGUCAACAUUCAAAUCUUUUUUCAACAAUCUUAUCUAUAUUAACAAGUGAUGAUUAUUCAGAUUGUCCAACACUUGUACAAUUAUUUCGUUUAAUUUAUACAUUAUUUGUUCGACAAGAUACACGUGUAUUUAUGUUAGAACACGUACAAUUAACAUAUGAACCCUUAUGUUUCAUAUUACAAUCAUGUUAUAAUAAAGAAUUACUUGAGCAAUGUAGUUGUUUAUUACGUGUAUUAUUUGAUGAAUGUAAUUUAUUUGAAACUAAUGAACAAAAUGAAGUUGCUUAUCUAAUUUUAACAUCAAUAACAACAGCUAUAAAUGCAUUAAUUGAAAAUGAUUCAUUAACAAUAAAUAAUAUCUUAGAAAAUUUAUUUAAUUGUUUACAAAUUUAUACAACAUGUGAACAUUUUAUUACAAUGUUAAAUGAACAUUGUCAAAUAAUAAUGAGACUUAUUGAAAAUGUUCUUAAACUUUUAGUACAUGAUGAUAUCGUACAAAUACAUAGUGUUUUAUUAUUAUCAUGUAUAUCUAUAUGUAAUUUUUUUAUUUAUAAACAUGGAUUAAAAAUUCUUAAUAAACAAUUAUUACAAUAUUUUCUUAUUAUUGGACAUACAUGUUAUAAAGAUAAGCAAAGACGUGAUCAUCAAAAACAUAUAACACGUAGACAACGAUCGAGAACACAUUCUCAUUCAUUGAAUAAAAGAAAAGAUACAGAUGAAUCAAAUACAAAUGGAAAAACAGCUGAUGAUGAUCAAUUAUCAAAAAGUCAUAAUCAAUUAAUGCAUGUCGAUGGCGAAGAUGAAACAAAAGUUGAUUAUGAACGAACAACUAGCGAAGAUUUAUCAACUACAUCUUAUACACUUGUUGAUGAACUUUUUCUUGAACUAUUUUAUCGUGGUAUUAAACAAGAUUCAUUACAAACAGAAGACAAUGAACCAUCAUUAUUUGCACAAUUACAUCAAGAUCAACGAGAACUUUUUCGAAAAAUUAUUAAACAUUUUUGUAAUUUAGAUAAACGAUUAGAUGACAUGCUUAAUUUGUGA
Messenger RNA from Adineta steineri, 2067 nucleotides. The record is from the annotation of a GenBank genome assembly. NCBI's taxonomy places the organism in Eukaryota, Metazoa, Rotifera, Eurotatoria, Adinetida, Adinetidae.